AUGUGUAAUGAGAAAACUCUGUUGUAUGUAGAGCACCGUUAUGUCUGCUCAGAGUGCAGCCAGCAGUUUAGUUCCUUAGAGGAUGCUUUGGUGCACCAGCAGAGCCACAUGUGCUCCCAGGAGCAGCAGUAUGAAGUAGUCGGGUUGGCAGAAGCCGGGUUGAUGGCAGGUGGCGAGACUGGUCUCUAUCAAGCAGUGACUGUGCAGGAAAGCCAGUACCAGUGUUUGGAGUGUGGACAGAUUCUCAUGUCUCCAAGUCAGUUGCUUGAACAUCAGGAGAUGCACUUGAAGAUGGUUACUCAUGAACCAGAACCAUUGGUCAAGCCUCUGAGUUCCAGUCAAAUACACUACGAGUGUAUAGAAUGCAAAGCCAUGUUUACCAGUCAGGAUGUGUGGCUUGCCCAUCGUCAGACCCACCGCAAACCACCAGAACCAGUAGCUGCUGCUCCUCCUCCUCCUCCACCACCACCACCACCUCCUCCUCCUCUUCAGCGCCAGGCCCUUGUAAACCUGGAACAUUCCUACCGUAAGCCAGAGGAAGGAGGGGAUUCCUGUGGAACUGUGCAGUUAUUGCUCUACGAGUGUGGCGAAUGUUUCCAGCUGUUCCAGUCAACCACAGACUUCCUAGAGCAUCAGGCCUCACAUCAAGUGAUCCAGCCAACCCCAGGGGCACAGAUUAGGGAGUUGCCUGCUUCUUGCCCUGCAGAGCCAAAAGAGUUAUUGCCGCCAAAUUUAAUGGGCAUACAAAACGGGGCUGUGCCGGCACAAAUCCAGACUAGCGUCACAGCCACAGAUCACAGUUACGAACUGAAAAACAACCCCGGGGAGCAGCCACCCCGUAAAGCGAAGCAGGCCGUGAAGGAGUAUUUGUGCACCGAGUGUGACCAGCUCUUCCCAUCAUCCCAUAAGCUGCAGCUGCACAUGAGGAGUCACCGGCAGGGUGCCUUCAAAUGCCCACUUUGUAGUAAGGUGCUGCCAUCUCCAGCUGCUCUCGAGAAACAUCGGGAGGAGCACAGUGGCGAGUCCCGCUUCCUCUGUGUGGAAUGCGGCUUGGGCUUUGGCACUGAGGCGGUGCUGCUGUCCCAUCGGCGCACCCAUUCGUCAAACCCCAUGUACCGCUGCACCUGUGGCAAGAGUUUUAUCAACAUGACCAAGUUUCUCUAUCAUCGGCGCUCCCACAGCGCCAAUUCAGCACAGAUCUACGAAUUGCCUUCCUCUCCCCCUGAGGACCAGCCCCUCGAGGAAGAGCCCCCGGAAGCCUCAGAGCAACCGGAAGAAAAGCAAGAAAUUGUCCCUCUGGCCCUCAUUUGUUCUGUGGGCAGCAGCGUCGCCUCUGUGGAGGGCGGCGCCCAGGAGAAAAAACCGGUGGAGUUUCAGUGCCAGAUAUGUAGCAAGGCCUUUCCCAAGCAGACCCAGCUGUCGCGCCAUCAGCGCUUUGCCCACAAGAUGGAGCGCCGCCACAAAUGCUUGACGUGCGGCAAGAUGUUCAAGAAGAAGUCCCACAUGCGCAACCACCUCUUGACGCACACAGGGGAAAGGCCGUACCACUGCAAGGAGUGCGGCAAAAGCUUCAAUUCCCCGGCCAAUUUGCAGCGCCACCGCUUGACGCACACGGGCGAGCGUCCCUACCGCUGUGACAUCUGCCAAAAGUGCUUCACACAGUCGUCCACGCUGCAGCAGCACCUCCUGGUGCAUAGUCGCCACUAUCCUUACAAAUGCCAGGAAUGCGGCAGUGUAUUCCACCGGCCUUACCGCCUGCUUAUGCACCGCUAUCACCACACCGGGGAGUAUCCCUACAAGUGCCAGACCUGCGGCCGUUCUUUCUUGCUUCGCCGUCUGCUGGAGGUUCACCAGUUGAGUCACACUGGCCAGCAGCCGCAUCGCUGCACCUCCGGCUGCGGGGCCGCCUUUGUCACAGCCGAGCAGCUGAAGGAACACAAGUGUGGCAAGAUGAGUCGCCACUUCGAGUGUUCCGUGUGCGGCAAGAAGGUUGGCUCAACGGUGCAGCUGAGGGCCCACGAACGGCUGCACGGGGACAUCCAGAUCCCUGAAGGGGGGGUCGAGGAGGAACUGCCGGUUCUGGAACCACCUCCACCCCGUCCCCGUCGCCCCGCCUGCCCAAAGGCCUUUGAGUGCAGUGACUGCAAGAAAUUGUUCAGCACAGAGACGUCCCUGCAGGUCCACCGCCGCAUCCAUACCGGGGAGCGUCCCUACCCUUGCCCGGAUUGCGGGAAGGCCUUCCGGCAGUCCACCCAUCUCAAGGAUCAUCGGCGCUUGCACACCGGGGAGAAGCCCUUUAAAUGUGAAGAGUGUGGGAAGGCCUUUACGAUCGCGGUGCGGUUGGCCGAGCACAAGCGCAUCCACACGGGGGAACGCCCCUACCACUGCGAUGCUUGCGGGAAGGCCUACCGCUCCUUCUCCAACCUCUGGAAGCAUCGUAAAAUGCACCAGCAGCAGCGGCUGCUGCACGAGCAGGAAGUCAUGGCCGAGGCCAUGGCUGCCGCCGCAGCCGCCGCAGCUGCAUCAGCAACAUCCUCAGCCUCGGUGGUCUCGAGCGAACCCGUCUAUGGCAACACGGUGGCCAUUAUGGAAACCAUCCCCGUAGUGGAGACCAUUGAGAUCUACCCAACGGAUGGAGGUGUUCACUUUGAGAAUAUCCAGGUGGAAAAUGUCCAGAUUGGGGGCGUUUGAGUCAGGCUGGGGGGAGUGAAGAGGGGCAGCUGGUCUCUUGUGGUAGACUGGGAGCUCCUGCUCUUUGGCUCCCCCUUCGCAGGCUCUGGUGUUUGCCGAAACGGUUCCUCCUCCUCCUCCUCCUCACUUCUGCUGCUCUCUGCAUCCCUGGAAUGAGAUCGCAUCCUUUUAUUUUCCCACCUGUUCUGUAAAUGAGCCAGGCGUCGCUUUGCCCCACCCACUUCCCACUCAGAUAGCCGUACUGAUGGCUGGGCACACUCCAUGCCAUCCUGUGGUCUGAUUCUCCCCUUCCCUUCUGGUUGGUAUUGGCCUGUUUUUUCUCCCUUCUCAGCAGAACGAACCGAUUGCCCCUUCCAACUUGAGCAACCUUUGGCCCUAGCAAUGCCCAUGGCAACCUUCUCUACAGUUGAGUCCUUCUAAUGCUAUUUUUUGGGGUGUUAGGUGGGUGGGUGGGGGUGUUGUUGUUGAUCUUCUUCUUGCUUGGGACUGAACUGGGUUGUAAAUACCUCUUGAAUCUGCUCUGUUCACUAUUGAACUGUUCACUAUCUGUUUUGCUGUUGGUUUCCUGCUCUCAAAGAUAUCCUUCAUGAUCCAUGAUAUGAAUUAUUUUAAUUAUUUUGUUUCUUGCUAACUGAGCUCAUUCCCAUGGCUGUGGGAGCAUUUUGUUAUUUCAUACGAAAAUAAAAUAGAAAU
This is a messenger RNA of Thamnophis sirtalis, 3384 nucleotides long. The record is from RefSeq and is a predicted model, not a curated record. Lineage: Eukaryota; Metazoa; Chordata; Lepidosauria; Squamata; Natricidae.